This is a messenger RNA of Danaus chrysippus (African queen), 1935 nucleotides long. The record is from the annotation of a GenBank genome assembly. Lineage: Eukaryota; Metazoa; Arthropoda; Insecta; Lepidoptera; Nymphalidae.
AUGGCGGAAGGUAAUGGAGAAAUAUCCAUUGAAGAGGUCCCUGGGAAGGACUCCGACGCUGGCCGGACACCAGAUUACAUCAAACUCAUAGACUAUGGCUUGGACCCAAAGGUGGCGACCAAGCUCGACGACAUUUAUAAGACUGGAAAGCUAGCGCACGAGGAGUUAGACGAGCGUGCGUUAGAUGCCUUAAAAGAAUUUCCAUCCGACGGUGCUUUAAGUGUUCUUGGACAAUUUUUAGAUUCAAAUCUCGAGCAUGUAUCCAAUAAGAGUGCUUAUUUAUGUGGAGUCAUGAAGACGUACAGACAGAAAAGCCGUGCGGGCGUGCAGGGCGCGCCGGCGCUGGCCGCGGCUGUGCAGGUGAAGGGGCCCGAUGAAGAAAAGAUCAGGCAGAUCCUGCAGAGGACCGGGUACACGCUGGACGUUACCACCGGCCAGCGCAAGUACGGCGGCCCGCCCCCCGGCUGGGAGGGCGGCACGCCGGGCGCCGGCUGCGAGGUGUUCUGCGGGAAGAUACCCAAGGACAUGUACGAGGACGAGCUCAUACCGCUGUUCGAGAGCUGCGGCACCAUCUGGGACCUGCGGCUCAUGAUGGACCCCAUGUCGGGCGCCAACAGGGGGUACGCCUUCGUCACCUUCACCACGCGCGAGGCCACGCAGCGGGCCGUGCAAGAGCUCGAUAAUCACGAAAUAAAACCGGGGAAGACUCUGAGAAUUAAGAUUAGCGUACCGAACCUUCGACUUUUCGUCGGCAACAUUCCCAAGUCUAAAGGCAAAGAGGAGAUACUGGAAGAGUUUGGUAAAUUAACAGCCGGACUCGUUGAAGUCAUUAUAUAUAGUUCGCCCGAUGACAAGAAGAAAAAUAGAGGAUUUUGUUUUUUGGAAUACGAGUCUCACAAAGCCGCGUCAUUAGCCAAGCGCCGGCUGGGCACCGGGAGGAUUAAAGUUUGGGGCUGUGAUAUUAUAGUGGACUGGGCGGACCCGCAGGAGGAACCAGACGAGCAGACCAUGAGCAAAGUGAAGGUGUUGUACGUACGGAACCUGACACAAGAAAUUACAGAAGAAGCGCUUAAAGAAGAAUUUGAACGUUAUGGGAAUGUAGAACGAGUUAAGAAAAUUAAGGAUUACGCUUUCGUACACUUCGAGGACCGGGACUGUGCUGUUAAGGCGAUGCAGGAGAUAGACGGCAAGGAGCUGGGAGGAGCGCGCCUCGAGGUGUCGCUGGCUAAACCUCCCUCCGACAAGAAGAAGAAGGAGGAGAUACUGAGGGCCCGGGAGAGACGCAUGACGCAGAUGAUAUACGGACGGGGAGGAUUUGAUUGGUGCAGCUGCUCGCCGGUGCACGGGGCGCUCCGGGGCCGCACGCCGCAGCCGCAGCCGCGCCCGCCGCAGGCCCGCGGCGACUACGAUUAUGAUUACGACUAUUACGGGUACGGGGAUUACCGAGGUGGCUACAAUGAGCCAUUUUACCGGUACGAUGAGUUCUAUUUUGAUUACGCGGGGCCACCGCAACCGUCCGCCGUCCGCCAGCCUCCCAACAGAGCGCAGCCGGUAGAGAAUAUGUUAAGAAGACUCACUGACCCGCUUGGUAAAUGCCUCACUCAGGACGACGAGCUCGCUCUCGGGCCCGACUCGCUUUACUACGAUCUAACUGGAGGCAUUCAGGCGGCUGGGUCAUGUGGGACGGGCGCGCGCUGGGGGCGGCGCGGGGCCGCGGCUGGGGCCCGUGGUGGUGCGCGCCGCGCCGCUCGUGGCCGCCGCACGCCCAGCGGCAUGCGUGGCAACCCGCGCGCCAAGCCAAGUUUACCAGGUAAACGUAAACUCGACGGGGGUCAGCAGAUCGCUGGGGGGGAGCGGGAGAGCAAGCGGCGGCUGGGCGCGGCGGCGGCGGCGGCGCGCGGCUGGGGCCCGGCGGGGCAGGAGGGGGCCAGCUAG